Messenger RNA from Chara braunii, 1778 nucleotides. The record is from the annotation of a GenBank genome assembly. NCBI's taxonomy places the organism in Eukaryota, Viridiplantae, Streptophyta, Charophyceae, Charales, Characeae.
UGGGUAUCUGCAACGCCCCCGCGACCUUUCAGCGAGCCAUGAACAUGGCUUUUCAUAAUUUCGUGUGGAAGACUCGUUUGGCACAGAGCAUCAUCAACUACUUCGUAAUUGUGUACAUGGAUGACAUCUUGGUGUACUCAAGUUCCUACGAGGGAUACGUGCAGCACAUCGAAUGGGCACUGCACACGCUACGGGAUGCGGGUUUCAAAGUGGCGCUCGAGAAGAGUCAGUUUUUUCUGACCACCAUUUCCUUCUUGGGACAUAUGGUGAGUGAUAAGGGGCUCCAACCGGAGCCGCAGAAGGUGGCCGCUCUUAGGGAUGCGUCGGUGCCUACGACUAUCACGCAAGUUUGCGCCUUUCUGGGCCUGGCCUCGUACUACCGAAGAUUUAUCCAGGGCUUCGCGGCGAUUGCAGGACCCCUCACAAAUCUGCUACGUAAAGAUCAUUCGUUGAUCUGGACGCCGGAGUGUGAUCAAGCGUUUUCCAAGCUCAAGGCCGUUCUCAUUUCGGCUCUGGUCCUUAUAAGACCGGAUCCCGAAAAGCCUUUUGUUCUCAUCACCGACUGGCAGCCCGAGGCAAUUUCGGCGAUCCUUGCCCAGGUGGGGCCAAGUGGACUCGAGAGCGUGGUGGAGUAUGCGUCCAAAUCAGUGCCCGCCUGCAAGCGCAACUACGCCGCUCCAACAGGAGAAUGCUACGCAGUUCUCUGGGGAAUCAAUCACUUUCGCGCUUACCUGUACGGGCGAAAGUUCACUCUGGUAACUGAUCAUGAGCCCCUGCUGGCUCUGAAGAAAUCGAAGGAUUACUCUAGCAUGAUCGGGCGAUGGGCCAACAUCCCUCUUAUCAAUCCUGGACAUUGGCGGCUGUGGCGCGAAACUUUUGAGGAGCUGUCUUUCUGCUUGGCCAGAGUACAAGUGACGUGGACGCAGACCAGCGAGCAUCCUGCGUGGAUCGAAAAUCCGGAGCUGCUAAUCAUCCAAGCUUGGAGGACUAACGUGGAGGGCGAUCUUCUUGGCUUUCUCUUUGGAUCGAUACAGCCGGGGCACCGCCAGCUAAUUGCGCAGGAGCUCAUCGCACCGACCGUGCAAUUGGCGGACGAUCUCUCACCCGACAUUUAUUCCCAGAGUGACGACAGUCCUGCUCCGUACAUUUUUGAGCGAUCAUUGGAUCCGUACCUUCAGUGGACUGUGUGCUUGGAGGAACCCAGGGACGAGGAUACGCUACCAUCGCGGCAGGAGUAUCUCAAGCCGUACGAUAUCAUCCCUCACACCUUUUAUCCAAGGGCGGAGGAAGUGGUGAUCGACGACGACGAAAAAGACGAGGACGAGGAAACAUCGGAGGAGGGAAGCUAUAGCGAGUAUAGUGAGGGCGAGCCGAGUGAAGAAGAAGAAGAGGAAGGAGAAGAAGGAACCGAGUCCGAGUGGAAAGCUUUGCCGGAGGAAGCGGCGCGCACGGGAACAGAGGCGGAAGAUCCGGAGGCGGCGCGAAGGCGCGAAGAAAUUUCCACCGGAAAGCGACAACUGGAGUUCGCCAGCGGAGCCAGCCUGCGCAUCGGCAACGACCCGACCAGGGACCCGGACCCGCCAAAGCCCAAAGAUGGCGACCCUGCAGCCGCCACCUCAAGUACCGCGCGACGGAGACGGAGCCGAUCCUCCUCCUCCUCCAGCCCCACCCGUCCCCCAGUUCGCCCACGUACCGAUGCGGGCGAUAGGCCUUCGUCCUCGGACACUGUCCCGCCGACCCCUUGAUUUCCUCACCCUCGAGCAGAUCCGUACCCCCGU